Messenger RNA from Ceutorhynchus assimilis (cabbage seed weevil), 2883 nucleotides. The record is from the annotation of a GenBank genome assembly. NCBI's taxonomy places the organism in Eukaryota, Metazoa, Arthropoda, Insecta, Coleoptera, Curculionidae.
AUGUGGGUGCCAGGACUUCAUGGCAUAGAGGGCAUAGGAGGCAGACCGUCUCGCAAAGCAAGGCGCUCAAAGAGAUCUGAACAACUCCUUGAAAUGAACAGAAGAGACAUUAGAACAGUCGUCAAUCUGCUCACUGGGCAUUGUCUGGUGAAAUAUCACUUAAAAAUAAUAGACAACGACCACUACAGAUCUUGCGAACAAGCAACAGAAACCACAGAACAUUUAAUCUGUGAAUGCCCUGCUCACUUCUAUAAAAGGCUGAAAAACCUUGAAGGGUUGGGCGAUUCCUGUUCUCAGUCCGCUUUCCAAACCAAACAAACUACCUUACCACCGCAAUCAGACGCGACAACUCUACAACCAGAUAUAGAAACAAAUGCUAUUGUGGCAUCAGUAACAAAGGCAAAUGUGAAAAAAGUAACAAGCUCAACUAAGAAAGUGAACUUUUUAAAAAAGGAGGUCACUUCUACUGAAACUGUUGCAUCGAAAUCUACGGUGAGUAUAUCUACGUCAAUGAUCACUGAAAACCCUUUCACUCAUCAACUGAAGAAAGCUUCCAAUGAUGCAACUAUUUCAACAACAAUUAGUAUACCCACAACAAUAAUGCCUCCAAAAACUUCGCCCGCUGCAUUGCCAAAAUUAACGGCAACAUCCACCACAACUCUCCCUCCAACAACCACCGGAAUCAGAACUAGAGUGGAUAAUUCGAAUGAAGCAAUCAGUCUUGGACAUCCCUGCGUUACAGAUCUACAAUGUAGAGCAGCCGAUCCGUCAUCCAAAUGUAUUGAAGGCGUUUGCGAUUGUAUUGUACAGGGAAAUCAAACGAAUGCUUGCUCGGCUAGAAAUCGUGGCUGCAUUCCUGGAACGUUCCAGUGUCGAAGUACCGGGAUGUGCAUCAGCUGGUUUUUCGUAUGCGACGGCAGGAAAGACUGCUCGGACGGUUCUGACGAAGAUUGUAAAACGAGCAAAUGUCCCAAUGAAUCGUUCAGAUGUCGCGAUUCUGGAAAAUGUAUAUCCAAGGCUAGUAGAUGCGAUGGCAUUAAAGAUUGUCAUUUAGUGAUGGCAGUGACGAACCAGCGCACAUCUGCAGAGGCAGAGCUAGGAGGCGGCUUAGAGGAUAUUGUCCCCUACGUUGUGGAAAUGGACGAUGUCGGUCGAGCGCCAUUGCUUGUUCUGGACGGGACGGUUGCGGAGAUGGGACAGAUGAAAGAAAUUGCUCAGUUUGUCGUUGUCCAGUUGUACAAGGAAGAAAUUUAUCAUAGUCGACUGAACAAUGAAGAAACACAAUUUUUCAAUCACAACUAUCUCAUAAAUACGAACAAAUGCACAAUUCCCAACCUACCAACUUUUUACCCGAAAAGUAAUCGUUCGAAACAGUUACCAGUAUCUUGCACACAUUUUGAUCCACUUUUGAGUUAUACUACAGUUGACAAUGAAGUGCCAAGGCUUCAUAUUCGAGAAGAAGCUUUUAGAAAGGUGACAGACUGUUUUCCUUUUAAUUCCACCGUCGAGCUCCGACACGAUCUCGUAUGGGUAUCAUGUGGUAGAUCCGGCGAUACCUACUGGCCAUCUUUGAGAGGUUUUCCCCUUGUUCCACUCUACGAAAACAUCCAUCAAGUGAUCGCACUUACAGAUGCCGUAAAGCAAAAAGCUAAGAGACUGAUCAAAUCGACAACCAAAAAACCGAUAAGUGUUCUAAUGGUAGUCAUAGAUUCGGUGUCCAGGCUGAAUUUUGACAGGACCAUGCCAGAAACAAGGGGCUUCCUAAAGGAUAAUAAUUUUUAUGAAUUUGUCGGGUACAACAAAGUGGCUGACAACACUUUUCCGAACGCCAUGGCUUUUUUGGCUGGAUUAAAUUUGACAGAUGCCCUGAACAUUUGCCAACCUACUGAAUAUGAUGGAUUGAUGAAUUGUCCAUUUAUUUGGAAUAAAUUUAAAGAAUAUGGAUAUGCAACAGCAUAUGCGGAAGAUUGGUCCAGGAUAGCGACAUUCAAUUACUUCAAAAAAGGUUUUAGAAACAAACCGACAGAUUACUAUUUCAAGCCUUACAUGGACGCGGUGGCGUAUCUCAGAACUAUCGAGCAGGACACCAUGCCGUUUUGUGCUGGUCCAGAAAUUCAUGGUGAGCGAAUUUUGAAUUUAGCAUACGACUUUGCCAACAACCUCAAAAAUCAACCAAAAUUUGGUCUAUUCUGGAUGAACACUUUCAGCCACAACUACAUAGACACCCCUAAGACUAUGGAUGACAAAGUGAAAAACUUUUUCCGAAAUCUCAAACAAUCCAAGAUACUUGAAGAAAAUAUAGUCAUACUACUAAGCGAUCAUGGUAUAAGAUUUGGAGAAAUUACGAUUACAACACGAGGAUAUUACGAAUUGAGAUUGCCAAUGCAUUACAUAUCGCUGCCCGACUGGUUUAAAUUAGAGUAUCCAGCUGAAACGAAGCAUCUUGAUGAAAAUACUAGAAAACUUACCAGCAAUUAUGACCUGUAUAUGACUCUGCAACAUAUUUUUAAGCUUUCAGGAAUUAGCGAGGAGGUGUCCCAGAGUUUGGCUUGUCCGCAGUGCAGGUCGUUUUUUGAGAAAAUUCCAGAUGACAGAAGUUGCGAAGAAGCAGGCAUUCCUGAGAUUUGGUGCACUUGUAGCCAAAACUUAACUAAAACCGCCAUAGAUUUGGAGUAUUAAAUUAUAUUUAUUGUAAAUAAAUUGUUUUAGAAAAGUUUUUUUCCCUAUCAAAUCACUUUAUGACUACCUGAUCCUGAUAUGUGAAAUAUUCUUCAAAAUUUAUAUAAAUUUAUGUAUUUUUUUUUAAAUAAUUGAUGCAACUUCGAAACUUUUAGAUGAGUAUGUCAGUUCCAGUGUAACCAGAAUCGUUUUCUUCGUUUUUUC